UUUGCAGGCUAAAUGGCUGCUGUGGUGUCCUUGAAAACUUCCAAGCCACUUCUCUUCCAAUCGAAGCUCCUCUGCUUCUCCCUCUUCUAUUUCUUCUCCUCUCUAUUCUUGGCUCUCUACACCACUCUCUCCAAUACCAAAUGCCUCUUCAGAUCAUCCCCAUUUGAUCCCAUUCAGUAUUCUCUCUUCUCUUACCCUUCUUCUUAUGGAGAACACAAGUAUGCCAUUCCAACCCUUCGUUCUUCAUGCGAUUCCCCUGUUUAUUUCUCAGAUUAUUCUGCUGUUUCCCAAGAAAUACAAGAUUUAUGUAGGAAUUCAACCGCAUUAGGAUCCCGGACUCUGAAUUAUAUGCAGAGGAAUGCUCAGACUUUUGGUGGCAAAUUCAGCACUCAGAAAAGAUUUUCCUUUUUUGAUCAUCCCGGGGAUGGAGCUAAAAUCCCUUGUGGAUUCUUUCAAGGAAUCCCAAUUACAUUUCACGAUCGAGCGAUCAUGGACAGAUGUGACAGAGUUGUGGUGGUGUCAGCCAUAUUUGGCGACCACGACAAAAUUAGGCAGCCAAGGGGACUAGGGGCAAAGACACUGGAUUCUGUAUGUUUUUUCAUGUUUGUAGAUGCAGUGACCCUUGACAGGCUCGAUUACCACAAUCUGAUUUCAAGAAAAGUCAAGGAACCUAAAGUUGGCGUGUGGAGGAUUGUGAAGGUAGCAAGCGAGGAGUUAUAUGAAAGUGCAGCAAUGAAUGGAGUGAUUUUCAAGUACUUGGUUCACAGGCUUUUUCCCAACUCAAAAUAUAGUAUCUGGAUCGAUGCAAAGUUACAACUUGUGAUUGAUCCGCUGUUGUUAGUUCAUUCACUUGUAAUUCAGGAGGAUGCUGAUAUGGCGAUCUCAAAGCAUCCAUUCUUUCUUCACACAAUGGAGGAAGCCAUGGCAACUGCAAGGUGGAAGAAAUGGUGGGAUGUUGAUGGAUUGAAGUCACAAAUGGAGACGUAUUGUGAGAAUGGCUUGGAACCAUGGUCCCCAAACAAGCCUUAUCCCUCAGAUGUGCCAGACACUGCUCUAAUUAUAAGAAAGCAUAGUAUGGCUACAAACUUGUUCUCGUGCCUUGUAUUCAAUGAAUUGGAGGCAUUCAAUCCAAGGGACCAAUUGGCAUUUGCAUAUGUUAGAGAUCACAUGAAUCCGAAAUUGAAGAUGAACAUGUUUGAUGUUGAAGUUUUUGAACAGGUGGCUAUUGAGUAUAGGCACAACCUUAAACAAGGAGGGCCCUCUGUGGCCAAGGGACCCAAGAUCAACAGAGCUAGUUUUGACUUGUUUGUAAAUAAAACUUGUAGCAAGUGUGAGCAAUAUCUCUUGAAAAUGUGGGGUGAGUCCCAUGAUUGAUUUGUUGUCGAUCAGACUUUUUUUCUUUUAUACAGAACAGAUUGUGAAUGAAAAAGUAGAAAGGAAAAGCUGGCACAUCAGAAACAGGCAGCAGCGAAUGUUCAGGCAGAAAGAUGAG
Coffea eugenioides is the source of this 1492-nucleotide messenger RNA. RefSeq lists its product as uncharacterized. The coding region runs from base 13 to 1374 and encodes 453 amino acids. NCBI's taxonomy places the organism in Eukaryota, Viridiplantae, Streptophyta, Magnoliopsida, Gentianales, Rubiaceae. The record is from RefSeq and is a predicted model, not a curated record. The transcript has 4 exons.